This is a messenger RNA of Toxotes jaculatrix (banded archerfish), 885 nucleotides long. Its product is annotated as N-acetyllactosaminide beta-1,3-N-acetylglucosaminyltransferase 3-like. NCBI's taxonomy places the organism in Eukaryota, Metazoa, Chordata, Actinopteri, Toxotidae. Gene Ontology annotation, cellular component: membrane. The coding region runs from base 1 to 885 and encodes 294 amino acids. Gene Ontology annotation, molecular function: hexosyltransferase activity. The record is from RefSeq and is a predicted model, not a curated record. The transcript is spliced from 2 exons.
AUGUCUGUGGAUAAAAUAUCAGGCUUCAAAAAGGUUCCACAGCACAUCCAAGACUUUCUCUACUAUCAGCACUGCCGCCAUUUCCCCAUGCUACUGGACCUUCCUGACAAAUGUGGAGGAGCUGAUAAAUCUUCAGAAGUCUUCCUUCUACUGGUCAUUAAAAGUUCCCCUGAGAACUAUGAACGCAGAGAGGUGCUGCGUAAAACCUGGGCUAAGGAGAGGUUACACAAUGGUGUGUGGAUCCGGAGGAUCUUCAUCUCUGCAACGAUGCAUUCUGGUUUUGAAAAAGAACGACUAAACAAACUGCUUGAAGAGGAGCAACGCGAGAACAGUGACAUCCUCCAGUGGGACUUUAAUGACACAUUCUACAACCUCACCUUGAAGCAGAUUGUUUUCCUAGAAUGGAUGGAAAGAAACUGUCCGAAAGCUCGCUUCUUGCUAAAUGGUGAUGAUGAUGUAUUCGCCAACACAGACAACAUGGUCGAGUAUCUCCAAUCGCUCAAGGACAACGAUGGAAGCAAACAUCUCUUUACCGGUCAUUUGAUCCAGGGCAAGGGGCCUGUUCGAUGGACAAAAAGCAAGUACUAUGUCCCAGUACAGGUGCAGGAGUCAGAUUCAUAUCCUCCUUACUGUGGUGGUGGGGGCUUCCUCCUGUCUGGCUAUACAGCUUUGGUCAUAUACAAUAUGUCCCAGUCCAUUACCAUUCAUCCUAUCGACGAUGUUUACAUGGGGAUGUGUCUGGCCAAAGCAGGGCUUGGUCCUGUUUCCCAUAUGGGCUUCAGGACCAUUGGACUGUACAUCCCCUCAAAGAAAAUUGAUAUUUAUGACCCUUGUUACUACAGAGAUCUUUUAUUGGUACACAGAUUCCUUCCAGCUUUACAGUGA